Messenger RNA from Amblyraja radiata (thorny skate), 1169 nucleotides. RefSeq names its product formyl peptide receptor-related sequence 4-like. Gene Ontology annotation, molecular function: G protein-coupled receptor activity; complement receptor activity. Gene Ontology annotation, biological process: positive regulation of cytosolic calcium ion concentration; complement receptor mediated signaling pathway; inflammatory response. The coding region runs from base 14 to 1039 and encodes 341 amino acids. The transcript has a single exon. NCBI's taxonomy places the organism in Eukaryota, Metazoa, Chordata, Chondrichthyes, Rajiformes, Rajidae. Gene Ontology annotation, cellular component: plasma membrane. The record is from RefSeq and is a predicted model, not a curated record.
CCGGUCAGUCAGAAUGGACGUGGGUGACUCUGAGACGAACCAAACUCUGGUCGUGAAAAAUGCUCUGGUCUGCACUGUCCUGGGCUUGGCUUCCCUUCUGGGCAUCCCGGGGAACGGAAUGGUCAUCUGGAUUAUCCUUUUCCACAUGCGGAGGCAGAGAUCGCCGACGGUGGUGCUGCUACUGAACCUGGCCAUCGCUGACGUGCUGGUGCUGGUCACCUUGCCUCUGUGGAUCUACAGCUUUGUGCACGGCUGGCCCUUCGGGCAGACCUUCUGCAAGCUCCUCACCUUCGUGGUCCACUGCAACAUGUACGUCAGCAUCUUCCUCAUCACGGUGAUGAGCGCCGAGCGCUUCAUGGCCGUCCUCUACCCGUUCAGCUCGCAGCGAUGGCGCACUGUGGCCGUGGUGCGUGCGAUGGUGCUGCUCGCCUGGCUGCUGGCUUCACUCUUUGCCAUCCCAGCGCUGGUGUACCAGGUACUGGGCGAUGAUGACCACGGGCAGGAUCAAUGCAUGUACGGCAACUUCAGCUCGGACGAGCAGGAGAUUCUGUGCACAAUGAUACAAUUCCUCGUGGCUUUUGCCAUCCCCUUUUCCAUGAUGUCCGUUUUCUACUUUUGUAUCGGGCGGAAACUGAGAGGCAUGACUUUUAAACGGCAGUCCAGGACAGGGAUGGUGAUUGGCACGGUGGUGAUUGUGUUCUUCGUUUGCUGGAUGCCUUACCAUGUGGUAAACCUGAUCUCGCUCGCAGCAAUGAUGACCAAGACAAACGAGGCGGUUUCCGACACGUUAACGGACAUCUAUGACUAUGGCGUCCUGUUCGCUGGGGCGUUGGUGUUCUUCAACAGCUGCGCCAACCCGAUCAUUUAUGCCUUUGCCGCCCGGAGUAUCCGAGAUGGCUUUCACGUGUCGGCCUUUGGCACGUUUUUUGACCAGAUGACCAAUUCCGUCAAAGAAGAAUCGAGGAAAACAAGCAAGGACACUUCAAAAGCCUACGAGAACGUCACUUUGCAAGAGUUGCAUUCCAGUCAGAAUAACUGAGCUGGUUUUCAUCCAAACCCACAAAGCGGUAAAACAUUUUAUUCAAAGUAUCCUCGCGCUUUUCCCUUCCCUGGUUUUACUUUGUGACUACCCGCCAUGUAAUAAAAGCAGUGGACUUCAAGAAUCAAAA